AUGGCACCAAGGGGACACAAUAACUCAAAUUCAGAGUCCGAAUCUAAGGGCAAAUCAUCGAACAAUGCAACUUCAGGUGCAUCGACCAGGACCAGUGUGAAACAAAGACUCUCGAGUGCUCAACAGCAAUACUUGAAGGACUUGAACAAGAAACAUAUACAUAACAAUCAUCCGAAGAAUGAGCCGCUCCCAAAUCCGAUGGAUUUCGAACAAUACUCCGAUGAAUUUUUAAGGCGGUAUAAGGAUAGGUUCCAAUUGAAAUCUCCAGAUAAUCUAUCAAUACAAGGGUACCUUCUAGGAUCAAGGAUUGGGAAACAUACUUACUCGGCGAAACGAAACCAGAAAAAUGUACCAGAUGCAAGGGUUACGAAGCAGGAGCUUGCGAAAGGUGUCAGGGAACACUUCGAUAACUAUACCGUUCGAGAAGCGGAAUGCCUUCCUCAGUUUAUUUACAAAGUACAAAAUCAGAAAAAGAAGUUCAGAAUGGAGUUUAAGGGAUGA
Molecule: messenger RNA, 501 nt
Organism: Kluyveromyces lactis
Lineage: Eukaryota; Fungi; Ascomycota; Saccharomycetes; Saccharomycetales; Saccharomycetaceae
Gene: SAP30
Product: Sap30p
Exons: 1
Coding region: 1-501 (166 amino acids)
Biological process (GO): regulation of DNA-templated transcription
Cellular component (GO): histone deacetylase complex
Molecular function (GO): transcription coregulator activity; protein binding
Source: RefSeq, a predicted model, not a curated record